Molecule: messenger RNA, 1065 nt
Organism: Nezara viridula (southern green stink bug)
Lineage: Eukaryota; Metazoa; Arthropoda; Insecta; Hemiptera; Pentatomidae
Source: the annotation of a GenBank genome assembly
AGGUCCGGCAAAGGCAUGAGUCGUAGCGGCUAUACUUGCGUUCGAUACAUAUUCUGCUAUGUUAAUGUUUUAUUAUGGCUAUCUGGCUGUGGGAUUCUUGGAGUGGGGAUAUGGCUGAGGGCAAUACAUGAUGGCUACACCAGCCUGGUCCCACAAUAUUCUUUACUCAGUGCUGACAUCCUUUUAAUUAUUGUUGGAGCAACUACUGUACUCAUUACGUUCUUUGCAUGCUGUGGCAGUUGGUUCCAAAGUAGAUGCUUGCUUGUAACAUAUUUCAGCCUUGUCAUAAUUAUGUUUCUUAUUGAAUUCAUUCUUGCAACUCUCGCCUUCAUAUAUAGAGAGGAUUUGAAUGACAUUCUGAAAGAGGAGCUGAUGGAUGGAAUUAGGUAUCAUUAUAGAAAUUCAACAGAAAAUGGUUUAGAAGUGAUUUGGUCUAAGGCUCACACAAAAUUCCAUUGCUGUGGUAUUAAUAACUAUGAAGACUGGUAUGAAAUAAAAGCAUGGGAGGAUAGAAGAAUAGUUCCAGUCUCUUGCUGCCUUCCUCAAUAUCAAAAUAUGACAAAUUGCUGGGAAGAAGGAAACAUUGCAUAUUGGUAUAGCAAGGGAUGUUCUGAGCAAGUUCUGAUGUGGUUUGUCAGCCAGCUGCAUAUCGUAGGAGUUGUAGGCCUCCUCAUUUCCUUUAUCCAGCUGUUUGGACUUAUUUCUGCAAUGCUGCUUUUCUGCACGGUUCAACAUAAAAGAGUAAAAGGACACAUUUACAAGGCAUACAGUUCGACUUCAUACCCAUCAUGAAAUCCUUUGCUAAAUUAAAUAUUCCAUUCACUACUAACAAUAAAUCAAAACAUAAUAUGACUCCAGUAAUAGAGGAUUCUUCAUUUAUUUAUUUAAUUUAAUGUGAUGUAGCCUCAACUUGUUUAUACUAAUAGUUGUGAAGGACAGUUAAGUUCUUUUUUGUAAUUUUUUUUUUCUGUAUAAAUGUAAUGUUGUAAAUAAAUAUUAUUUAUUAUGCAUUUAUGUAUAUUUUGUUGUGGAAAAUAUAUAAAAUUUGUAAUGUAUACAGUUGAU